UCGGCUUGCACCGCCCUCCCGAGCUCGCGCCGCCGGGAGGACCCGCUCCGAGAGCAGACGCCGCUCAGCAUCAGGACCAGACGGGCGCCCCUCCGGGAUGCGGCCACGCUUCGGACGGCUCCAAAGUGGACCCAGGUCGAGACAGGACAUCAACUCCAGAGGCCGAAGAGGAGGAGGACGACGACCGCGAGGACGAGGAGGAGUUAGGCGGAAAGCGGGCGCUCGUCGAAGCGCUAUACGGAGCUUCGCCGCGGAGCCAGCGCGGACCGUCCCCGGGUUUCGCGACGACAUCGCCCGGCGCUGCGCUCACCGGAGAUCGCACGUGCCUCGGCGGGUGCUGACGUGGAGCUCUUUUACAUGGAAGGCGGACUGCUUUCAAGUUCACCUCGAGGUGCAGCUGACCACUUCCUGGUUUCCGCUCCGAGUCCACCUGAAGUUGGCCUGACACUUUGGCGACCAUGAGGCUGCCGUGCAAGUGGCUGGACAAGAUGAGGUGCCUGAGGAAACGCUCCACCAUCCCCUUCCUCGGCUUCCUCGUCGCCUUCCUACUCUUACUCAACCUCUACAUGGAGGACGGAUACGUGCUGGAAGAAGACAAGAGGCAGCUUCGGGAAACGUCGGCCCACCCGCCCAGCUCCGAGCGAUACGUUCACACCUUCCGAGAGCUGCGAAAUCUCUCCGGAAGCAUCAACGUCACGUAUCGUUAUCUCGCCGGAACGCCGCUCAACCGCAAGAAGUACCUGACCAUCGGGCUGUCUUCGGUGAAAAGGAAGCGAGGGAACUACUUGCUGGAGACCAUCAAGUCCAUAUUUGACCAGUCCAGCUACGAGGAGCUGAAGGAGAUCAUGGUGGUGGUCCACCUGGCCGACUUUGACCCGGUGUGGUGCGAGAACUUGGUGCAGGAGAUGAGCAGGAAGUUCGGCCACCACAUCAUCGCCGGUCGCCUCCUGGUGAUCCAGGCUCCGGAGGAGUACUAUCCAUCCCUGGAUGGUCUCAAGAGGAACUACAACGACCCCGAAGACCGAGUGCGCUUCCGCUCCAAGCAGAACGUGGACUACGCCUUCCUGCUCAACUUCUGCACCAACCUGUCGGACUUCUACAUGAUGCUGGAGGACGACGUGCGCUGCUCCCGCAAUUUCCUGACGGCCUUGAAGAAAGUCAUCACCUCUAGGGAAGGUUCCUACUGGGUGAUGCUGGAGUUCUCCAAGCUGGGCUACAUCGGGAAGCUCUACCACUCCAGGGACCUGCCCCGUCUGGCUCACUUCCUGCUCAUGUUCUACCAGGAGAUGCCGUGCGACUGGCUCCUCAUCCACUUCCGGGGUCUGUUGGCCCAGAAGGACGUGAUCCGCUUCAAGCCCUCGCUCUUCCAGCACAUGGGCUACUACUCGUCCUACAAAGGAGCCGAGAACAAGCUGAAGGACGACGACUUUGAGGAGGACUCGCUGGACAUUCCCGACAACCCUCCGGCCAGCCUCUACACCAACAUCAAUGUCUUUGAGAACUACGACGCCGCCAAGGCCUACAGCACCGUGGACGAGUACUUCUGGGGGAAGCCUCCGUCCACCGGGGACUUCUUCGUCAUUGUCUUCAACAAGUCGGCCAAAAUCAGCAGGAUCAAGAUCUCGACCGGCUCCGACGACCGGCAGAACGACAUUCUGCACCGUGGAGCUCUGGAAGUGGGGGAGAAACUGGUGGGCACCAAGAAGGGCAAGCAGUGCUCCUCCUACAUCACCUUGGGGGAGUUCAAAAAUGGCAACAUCGAGGUCCAAAACGUGGACCGCAAGAUCUCCUUCGACAUAGAGUGCGUGCGGAUCGUAGUGACGGCCAGUCAGAAGGAAUGGAUCAUCAUCAGGAGUAUAAGUUUAUGGACCACACCUCCACCCAGCCAAUGAGGACUGCGGACUCUUACUACACUUUAGGAAAAACUACUAUUAUUAAGUAUUUCCAGGUUUAUGUUAUCAUUGUUUUUUACCUAUUUAUUGAUUUUGAUCAAUAGUUUUUUUUAUACCUUUGUGGAUCAUCACAGUAUUUAUGUCGUUGUGUCGGACAAGACGACGAAGCAGUUUCACGGUGUGCGGAUGCUGGGUUUCUACCCGCUCUUUUAUUGCCAGUCAAUCCCACCAAGAUCACAUCUAUUGAUCGAGGGGUUGCUAAUUGUAGUCAUGGAUUGGUCUGAGGAACACUUGAUUUCAAAAACAACGCCUGACCCCUGCUGGCUCAGCAUCUCGGGAAAUCAAUAGCAACUUCUGACAUGUGAUCACAGUCCUGGAAUUUAUGCUGAAAUGCGAUAAAUCCAGAAGAAGACCGACAGGGCUUUAUUUGUAAACAUAUUCAUUAUAUUUAUUAAAUGACCCGUAGCGUCAAGAUGACAAAACGUUCACGACCGAAUUCUCCUAAUGUAUUUCAUGCUCCUGAGAAUGAAUCUACCAGUCAUUUCCCACAAAAUCAACUGGUUUUGAAGAUUGGGUAUAUAAAUUACUUAGAACACCUUCCCUUUAUCUCCAAAAUCGACAACAUGAGCCAAUUCCCCCCACAUAGACGAUAUAAAACGUUUAUUUUCAUCGAUUCAUUGCCUGUUUUCGUUGCCCUGGUCCAUGACUACCGUAUUUUUCGGACUAUAAGUCGCAGAUUUUUUCAUUGUUUGGCCAGGGGUGCGACUUAUACUCAGGAGCGACUUAUGUGUGAAAUUAUUUACACAUUACCGUAAAAUAUCAAAUAAUAUUAUUUCGCUCAUUCACGUAAGAGACUAGACGUAUAAGAUUUCAUGGGAUUUAGCAAUUAGGAGUGACAGAUUGUUUGGUAAACGUAUAGCAUGUUCUAUAUGUUAUAGUUAUUUGAAUGACUCUUACCAUAAUAUGUUACGUUGACAUACCAGGCACCUUCUCAGAUGGUUAUUUAUGCGUCAUAAAACGUACACUUAUUCAGCCUGUUGUUCACUAUUCUUUAUUUAUUUUAAAGUUAAUGUUGAUGUACCAAUGAUUGUCACACACACACUAGGUGUGGUGAAAUGUGUCCUCUGCAUUUGACCCAUUCCAUUGAUCACCCCCUGGGAAGUGAGGGGAGCAGUGGGCAGCAGCGGUGCCGCGCCCGGGAAAUUUUAAAUUGCCUUUCAAAUGUCUAUUCUUGAUGUUGGAUUUUAUCAGAGAAAUUUCCCCCAAAAAUGUGAUUUAUACUCCACUACGACAUACCGUAUAUAUGUUUUUUUUCCUUUUUUAUUAUGCAUUUUUGGCAGGUGCGACUUAUACUCCGGAGCGACUUAUACUCCGAAAAAUUCGGUACAUAUAGACUGCUUGAAAAUAUGGGCAAAAAAAAAAAGGAUCCUCUUCCAUAGACUUCAAUCACAGCCUGUGUUUCUUCAUGCUCUUCCUGCAUUUCCUAAAGCGUCUUGAGAAAUACAUCAGUGGAAGAGGACGCAAAAUCCAAUUUUCUCUUUUCAUGCUUUUCUGCAUGUUCUGGCUCAGUUAUUUUCCCCUCGAGGUUGCUCCUGAUUUUCACAAUCGCCUUGGCUUUGAAUCUUUCAUUCCAACCCCGACCAAAUCCCUUCCUUUUCGAAGUAAGACUCAAUAAAAGGAUCGUUGCAAAUUGCACUCCUCUCGCUUGGUCCGUCCCGGUCAAUUUAUACUUUCUUUUUAUUCCCACCAUUUGAAAAUGGCUCACUCUGGCAUCGGGGGCAGCAGCCUAAGUAUAGAAGCCCAGACUCCCCUUUCCCCAGCCACUUCUUCCAGCUCCUCCUGGAGGAUCCCGAGGCGUUCCUAGGCCAGUUGGGAGACAUAGUCACCCCAACGUGUCUUGGGUUUUUCCCAUUGCCUCCUACAUUCCCUAAAAACCUCCCCAGCUCCUCUCAAAGCGGAAGAGCAGCGGCUUUACUCUUGUAUUAUUCCUUUGAAUUCAGCGCAGUAACACGGAUGAAGAUGCCAAUAAAACACUAAACUAUGGAAAAUUUGCGCGUACUAAAACAUGUGCAAACUUGGUAGCACACGCAAAGCUGAUCCACUAAACUUGUGCACAGAGGUUUGUGCCUCUAAAUAUGAAGAAUAUAUGCUAAUCAUCAUAUCGGGAGGAUAAAAUGCAGAUUUAUUUAUUUAGCACACAGCAAGUGAUUAAUCAAGACUAAAACUGUUCUGCAGCCGCUGUUCUGUCUCUUUAUUUAGUAUAUCAAGAAACUGGCAGAAAUCGCUGUGUGUCCUACGUAUGAUUGUCAAGACAUUUGGACUGUCGAAAAAAAAUAUAUAUCAGGCUUAUUUUCUAUUGGACAAUAAUUUAUAAUUUUAUAGCAGCUGGAGGUCUCAAGGGGCUGAUUAAAACGAAUUUAAAUUAUGUGUUUUGCUGGCGUUUGUUUGUUUGUUUGUUUUUAAUGUAAAAGAUAUAUUAUCAACAUAUCUCCUUUAUUAAAAAAAAAAUCUUGCAAUAUGUAUUUUCUUGAACAUUCCAGGGCACGCUCGCAGUUGGUACCUGCAUUUUCCAGCGCCUCUAAAAUGCCCAUAAAAAGUUGUAAAUAUUGUGUAAGGGUGCGACUCUUUGGGCACCUGACAAUUAGAUCUGAUUCCGAUACCUGGGGUGACGUUUCGAUUCGAAAUCCAUUUUCGAUUCAACAUGGAUCUUCGUUCCAACUGAUUCUCGGAAUUUGUUAUUUAGUUUAGUAUUUAAAAGUAGACAGGUUAGAUGUCAGAAAAGCUACUUCUGGUUGCAUAAAGUUGCAUAUAUAUAUAAUACAUAUAUGUGUAUAUAUAUAUAUAUAUAUAUAUAAAUAUAUAUGUAUAUGCCCUGCGAUGAGGUGGCGACUUGUCCAGGGUGUACCCUGCCGUCCGCCCGAUUGUAGCUGAGAUAGGCGCCAGCGCCCCCCGCGACCCCGAAAGGGAAUAAGCGGUAGAAAAUGGAUGGAUGGAUGGAAUAUAUAUGUAUAUAUAAAUAUACAUGUAUAUGUAUGUAUAUAUAUGUAUGUAUGU
This is a messenger RNA of Nerophis ophidion (straightnose pipefish), 4946 nucleotides long. Its product is annotated as alpha-1,3-mannosyl-glycoprotein 4-beta-N-acetylglucosaminyltransferase C-like. Gene Ontology annotation, biological process: protein N-linked glycosylation. Bases 459 to 1892 code for a protein of 477 amino acids. The record is from RefSeq and is a predicted model, not a curated record. The transcript has 6 exons. NCBI's taxonomy places the organism in Eukaryota, Metazoa, Chordata, Actinopteri, Syngnathiformes, Syngnathidae. Gene Ontology annotation, molecular function: acetylglucosaminyltransferase activity.